AAGAAGUGAAAGAGCCGGACCCGCGGCCCAACUUCGCACUGUAACAAAGGCGGGGUGCUCACCGCCGGAAGCCAUGCUCUCCAGGUAGGAGCCACGCGGCCCCGCCCCAGGCCUCUGCCGCCGAAGCCAACGGCUCCUCUGAAAAUGGAGAGAUAAGACGCGGCCCCGGCCGGCCUGUGUGACCGAGAGCCGCGCCCGCCCUCGCCGGGCGAGCCUGCGUCCUGGACAUGGACCGCCACCGGGAGGCAGAGGUGGAGCUGCGGAGGGGUCCCAGCCCCCCCCGGGCCGGCCGGAGCCCCGACAUGGACGGGGACAGGGCCCUGAGCCACAGCUGCUGCAUCUGUGGGAAAAGCUUCCCCUUCCAGAGCUCGCUGUCCCAGCACAUGCGCAAGCACACGGGGGAGAAGCCCUACAAGUGCCCCUACUGCGACCACCGGGCUUCCCAGAAGGGCAACCUGAAGAUCCACAUCCGCAGCCACCGCACGGGGACGCUGACCCAGGGCCACGAGCCGGAGGCGGGGGAGACGCGUGCGGCCGAGGGCCUGGAUGGCUGCGCCAGCCCCACCAAGAGCACGUCUGCCUGCAACCAGAUCCUGAACGGGGCCGCGCCGCUGGACGGCAGCAAGAUCCUGCUGAGGAGCAGCAAGAAGGAGGCCGAGGGCGCCCCGGAGGAGGGCAAGGCGGCGCUGGCCCCCUGCUCCUUCUGCAAGAGCAAGUUCCCGCGCAAGCAGGAGCUGGAGCGGCACGUGCAGCAGGCGCACAAGCCCUUCGCCUGCCGGCUGUGCAGCUACGUGACGCUCAGGGAGGAGUCGCUGCUGAGCCACAUCGAGAAGGACCACAUCACGGCGCAGGGCCCCCCCGGCGCCGAGCCGGGCGUGGAGAACGGCAAGCCCGAGCUGCCGCCCGGCGAGUUCCCGUGUGAGGUGUGCGGCCAGGCCUUCAGCCAGACCUGGUUCCUCAAGGCCCACAUGAAGAAGCACCGCGGCUCCUUCGACCACGGCUGCCACAUCUGCGGCCGCAGGUUCAAGGAGCCCUGGUUCCUGAAGAACCACAUGAAGGCGCACGGCCCGCGGCUGGGCAGCAAGAACAAGCCGCGGAGCGAGCUGGACCCCAUCGCCACCAUCAACAACGUGGUGCAGGAGGAGACCAUCGUGGCCGGCCUGUCGCUCUACGAAGUCUGCACCAAGUGCGGGAACCUGUUUACAAACCUGGACAGCUUGAACGCCCACAACGCCAUCCACCGCCGCGUGGAGGCCAGCCGGACGCGGGCGCCGGGCGCGGGGGGCACGCGGAGCGCCGAGGGUGGUGCCCCCGACUCGCAGCAGCUCUUCCUCCAGUGCCUGAACCUGCGGCCGGCGGGGGCGGUGCCUGCCCACAGUCAGGCCGGCCUGCGGGUGGCCGAGCUGGACCCGGUCAGCAGCUACCAGGCCUGGCAGCUGGCCACGCGGGGCAAGGUGGCCGAGCCGGCCGAGUACCUCAAGUACGGCGCCUGGGACGAGGCGCUGGCCGGGGACGUGGCCUUUGACAAGGAGCGGCGCGAGUACAUACUGGUGACCCAGGAGAAGCGCAAGCGUGAGCCGGAGCCGGGCACACCGGGGCCCCCGCGCAAGAGGGCGGGCGCCCCCGGGGACCUGGCGCCCGGGCCGCUGGAGCCCCGGCCGUCGGCGCGCCCCAGCCGCCGUGCCACCGCGCCCGCCGGCCACGGCAAGUCGUCCGAGUGCUUCGAGUGCGGCAAGAUCUUCCGCACCUACCAUCAGAUGGUGCUGCACUCGCGUGUGCACCGCCGCGCACGCCGCGACCUGGAGCGCCACAGCCCCGGGGACCGCGCCGCCCGCGCACGGGGCGGCUCCCUCAGCGAGGGCGACUCGGCCUCGCAGCCCAGCAGCCCGGGCUCGGCCUGUGCGGCCGCCGACUCCCCAGGCUCUGGCCUGGCCGAUGAGGCCGCGGAGGAGAGCGGAGAGGAGGGCGUGGCCGACCCUGCACCAGGGGGACAGCCACUCUGCCACCACCGUGUUUCGGAAGAGGGGGCGCCGGCUGCGCUCUGCAACGGAGACUCGUGCCCCACGCCGGGAGGCACCCUGCCCGAGACGGCGCCCGCACUGGAGAGCGGCGGCAGAGACGCCUCCCGGAGACCCGAGCUGCCCAGGUUCCCUAAAGACCCGAGGACGCCCGUGCUGCCCCCCAGGCCAGAGGCCCCCGCUGACGCCCCUGCCAGGUCCCAUCAGACUUUUCUGGAAGGAGCUGGCCUGCAACUCUCCUCAGAGGGCCAGGCCACCCCCCUGAAAGAGAAAUCGUCUGAUUUGCACAAUAAGGAUCCUCCUGGGGGAGGAAGAAAGGUGCCUGCCCCAGAUCUGACCCCGCUGGACCUGAGCGAGAGGUCCACCCGGGACGCGCCCAGCCACAAGGAGCUGGCCUCCUCGCUGCAGGCUGCCCUGGCCGUCCACCCAUGCCCUUACUGCAGCCACAAGACCCGCUACCCCGAGGUGCUCUGGAUGCACGAGCGCGUGUGGCACCGGGUCAGCUGUGCCUCGGCGGCCCCGCCGUGGACCCUGCCCGACGGCCACAGGAGCAUCAGGAACAGCUUGGUUUUCCUCGCUCGGAGCGGGCGCAGGCCCCCACCGGCCCUCGGGGGCAAAGAGUGCCAGCCCCUGCCCAUCGCCCGGUUCACCCGCACGCAGGUGCCGGGCGGGGCGCCGGGGCCCAAGGGCAGCGCCUCGGCCCCGGCCGUGACCACGAAGGCCGCUGGCAUGCCUAAGAGCAAGGAGGGCCAACUUGGGGCGGCCUGUGCACUCUGGGUGGCCGGCCCUGACGGUCCCCGGCAGACCAGACCCAGCCCUGGCCCCGAGCUGCCCCCCUCCAAACCCAAGCCCGAGGCCAGCCCCAGGCCGGGGUCCGUGGCGGGUGGCAGCUUCGGCAGAGGUGCGGCCCCCACGCCCACUGUCAUCGCGCGGGCUGGCUCCCAGCCCCCGGCCAGCAGCAGGCCGGGGGAGAAGUACAUCGUCGCCCCUGCAGGGGCCGGCCACGGGCCCUCGCAUAAGCACAGUGCCCCGGACCCCCUGAAAGCCAAAUUCAGCCCUCAGCCUCAGGGUCAGCCACAUGUAAAAGGCAACGGGGGUCCCCCUCUACCUCCCCGGGAGCCCCCCUCUAAGACGGGCCAGGAGCUGCGGCCGCCGGCCAGCUGCGGGGCGGGCUCCCGGGGGAAGGGCUCCGCGCAGCCCCAGCCGGUGCUGCACACCGCCGCGCAGGAGCCGGCGGCCGAGGGCCACGAGAAGCGCCUGGACAUCCUCAAUAUCUUUAAGACUUACAUUCCAAAGGACUUUGCCACCCUCUACCAGAGCUGGGGGGCCAGCGGCCCUGCCCUGGAGCACAGAGGGGAGAGACCGUUCUAACGCGGACGCCGUCCAGACAGUGCCUCUCAGAAAGGGACCCUGAAGUCGUCUCCACCGGACCCCAGCGCCCGGGCAGCCGGCCCCUCACGCCAUCCCUCCGCCCCCGCCGGACCCGACCCGAGGAGGACCGCCGCGGGGAGCACUCCCGCCCGCCCUGCACUCCGAGCCGGGCGGGGGUGGGAGCCGGAGGGAGGAGCCUCUCCUGGGCACGCGUUUAAACUCACGAAGACGCUUCUCUCUGGAGUCGCACAGAGAGUCUGUGCGCGUGGCCGUGCUCGCCCGCGGCCUGUGUUUUCCAUAAUAAACAGCGGUUCUGGCACAGGACGGGCACGAGGCAUCUGCUUUGUUCAAGAAGAGUUUGAGACACUGGAAAAAGCCACGUGUGUGGAAGGGCGGAGUGGAGAAGCUAAGCACUGUAGCGGCCGCCCUGGCCGGACGGCGCCACGCCGGGACAGACGGGGCAGCGGGGUGGGUGCAGCCGCGGCCUCCCGGGGCUCCUGGGCAU
Molecule: messenger RNA, 3894 nt
Organism: Talpa occidentalis (Iberian mole)
Lineage: Eukaryota; Metazoa; Chordata; Mammalia; Eulipotyphla; Talpidae
Gene: ZNF516
Product: zinc finger protein 516
Biological process (GO): regulation of DNA-templated transcription
Cellular component (GO): nucleus
Molecular function (GO): RNA polymerase II cis-regulatory region sequence-specific DNA binding; DNA-binding transcription factor activity, RNA polymerase II-specific
Source: RefSeq, a predicted model, not a curated record